GGCGGGAAUUCAGAAGCGCUCGUUUGCACCGCAGAAACCGCGUCCCAGGCCAGCGGGCGAGAGCAUUCUCCGCCACCGCUGGCGCAGGCAGCCGCCUCUGACGCUGGCCGGCCUGCUCGCCUGGUGGGCCCGGAAGCUAUGGGGCUGUCGCACCGCGUGACGCUGCCGUUGCUUUUCCUGGCGGUGGGAGGGUGCCCGCGGGUCUCCUGGUCGCUGGUCUGGUACACAGCCUGGGUGAGCACGGUGUACACCGAGCCGGGCACCAACCGCACGGUGCGCGAUAGCGCGGAAAGCGGGCGCUACGGGAAUAGCUCGCCCAAGGAGAGCGCGCAGGGCCUAGUGGGCAUCCCCUGCGGCGGAACAGCUCGCCACAUGGAGGGCUGCGACCCGAAGGUGGAGUACGAGAUCCCCAUGCCGCCCGGGGGCUCCUCGGGAGAAAAGGGGGCGGGAGCGCCCUUCUCGCCGCCUCGGUCCUGGAUCGCCUUGGUGGCCCACGGAGGCUGCCACUUGAAGGACAAAGUCGCCAACGCAGCGAGGAGGAAAGCGGCCGCCGUGGUCAUCUACAACGAGCCUCGGUUCGGCAACUCCACUCUGACCUCUAUGUCGUACCUCGGUACUGCCAAUACAGUUGUAAUUAUGGUUGGGUAUCCAAAAGGAAUGGAGAUCCUGGAGCCAGUGCUAAGAGGAAUUCCAGUGAAAAUGACUAUUAGUGUUGGUAAACAACAUGUACAAGAAUAUAUCAGUGGACAAUCAGUUGUGUUUGUAGCAAUUGCAUUUAUCACAAUGAUGAUUAUAUCUUUGGGAUGGCUUAUAUUUUUUUAUGUACAACGUUUCCUCUAUACUGGAUCACAGUUUAGAAACCAGGGUCAGAGAGAAGAAACAAUUAAAGCAAUUGCUCAGCUGCCACUCUAUAUUGUAAAGGAUGAAGAUAAGUGUUGGGCCAUUGACACAGAAAAUUGUGCUAUAUGCAUUGAAAACUAUAAAGCAAAGGAUAAUAUUCGACUUCUGCCUUGCAAACAUAUCUUCCAUAAACUCUGCAUUGAUCCCUGGUUGUUGGAACACAGAACAUGUCCAAUGUGUAAAUUAGAUGUCAUCAGAGCACUAGAAUAUUGGGGAGGAUCUAAAAAAGUAUUUGAUGUUGCAGUGUCUGAAUCAGUGAGUUGUAACAUAACAACUGGGAACUGGAAUAUUUCUGUGGAAGAAGACAGUAAUGAAAGAAGUGGCUUAUCAGCAUCUUCUGCUAACUCAUCUGCAUUAAAUAAUAAUGUUUUAAAAGAGAAUCCAUGUGAAACAACAGUUUUACUCGAAAUGGAGUGUGGAGAUAAUCAACAUGAUCAUUUGCCUUAUGGAUCACAACACGUUUAAUGAAAACUUGAGAAACUUGAACUGACAGUAAAAAACCAAUUUUGUUUUUUAAAAUGUUAUGGGCUUGAAUCUAGCCUAAGAAGUAUACAUUUUGUGUAAGUCUUGGUUACAAAACUCUUCUGUGUAUAAGAUACACUCGUUUGGAUUUUGAUCCAUGAGAAGAAGAAAGGAGGAAGAGAAAAAAAGUAUUUCCUAUAGAAAUGGCUUUUUUUCCAAGAUUAUCUGAGAAUGUCAGGUUGUUACUCUUAUUCCGGGGAAAAAGUUGGUUCCUUUCAUAACAUGAGGUUCCCAUCCCUUAGUUUUCUACCCCUUUGUCCCUUUAUUUAUAGCAAAGGAAAAUCUUACCAGGAAAAGAAACACAUAACUAUUUCAAAAACAUGAUUGGAAGACUAACACAAAUAAAAACAGCACAAAUAAAUUAUAUGGGAUAUAUUACACUACAUGCAAUAUAUGAAUAAUGAAUUAUUUUCUUAUAAAAUACAGCUUAGCUUAAGCAGGUAAAACAUAAGUGGUUCUAGAAGUCUUUGAUGCACACUUGCCAGGAAAAAAAAAACUUACAUGUGUAGUGCUGUACAAUUGUGUGCCAUCUCAGAUGUUUUCUGGUUUUUCUUUGUCAGAAUUCUAUACUGGAUACUUAGAGAAUUAAAUUUCUAUUUCAAUAUUCCAAAUUGGAAUAUUGCUUCAUUGGUUUAAUGUGCUAGAUAGCAGUGGUGUGCCUUUAUACAGAAAUUGGGAAGCACAAAUCCUUAUGUGUAUAACAAUCUCAGACCAUUGGAUUGCUAUCUUUUGUUGUUAUAUAUUAAAGUGCUCAAAGGGAAAUGAUGAAGUAUGUGUUUAUAGUUAUGCGUGUUCAAACCAAACUUUCUAUAAUAACCUGAAAAAAUAUGAAAUUUAUUUAAAAUUAGAAUAUCAUUGUCUGAAACAAGCUUUUUUUCCUAAAACCUAGGCUUAAAAUAAGGAGAGAAAAAUAUUUUAUUUCAUAAAGAUUUCUGAAAAACAUAUGUCCUGAAACUUUACCCUAUGUAAGAACAAACCAGAUAUAUGCCAUACAUCAGUUGUCAGUGUUAACAUCUAUAAGCUUGCAGAUGUCUUUCAAUAAAUGUUAAUUGCCAGGGUUAAACAAUUUCUCAUGUCUUCAGUGUGUACUCUGAGUUUGCCCUUCGCACAAAGUAGUAUGUUACUUGUCAGUUCUGUAGUGUCAAGGAGCUGGAACGAAGCCACUGCUUCCACAAUCUUAAGAUUCAGUCUUAAAAUGGAGUACUUGCAAUGCCCUAAGUAUCAGCCAUUUGGUCCUUAACAAUUGUUCUGCAUAAUAUUUAUCUCUGGGUUUACCCCUUUAAGAAUUUUGAAAGCAGCAUAUAAAAAUGUGCUGAAAUGGUAAACCAUUUUCCCCCAGGAUUUAUGGAUCCACAAGUUGAUUUUUAGUUGCUAAACUAUAGGUGCUUUAGCAGUCUCUCUGAAUAUGGCACCCUAAAACCCUGAGUCCUUACUUGUGGAUUAUUCAGGUAGGAUAAUUUUAGAUUUUAUUUUUUUACAGUAUAUCCAACUAUGAGUUGAAACUAACUGAAAUUUAUCUUAGAUAAGCUGCAAAUUGACUAAACGUCUAUAGAAAACUUGUAACCUGUGUGCUGCUGAGGAGUGAUGACAAUGAAAGGCCGAAUUGCAGUGCCUCUUAGCAGCUUACUCUCGAGGCAUGAUGACAAAGCUCCCGAAGCGACCUUUUUGUCUGACCUUGGCAGCGCUGUAAGAAGAUAAAACAUUGUAUGAUCCCUGCAGGUAGUCUUUUUCUAAAUGAUUACAAAGUACAGACAGCUGUUGCAUUCAGGUACAAGAUAAACCAUGCAGCCUUGUACUUGAUGCUUCCUCUGCCCAGAAUACAGAGACAUCUCAAUAGAAUCACUGCUAAUAAAUGAACCAGUAUAUAAUUCAAACCUUUUCCCUAUGUUGUUGAAUGUUUUUCUCUGUCUGCUUGUUUUAAAAUAAUCUCCCUAGGAGCAGGUUCUGAUACUGGCAAGUUUCUUGUUCUUUUGCUGUAUUUAUCAUUAUGCCAUUUUAAAGAUUCUGUUGACUGUAUUCACAGGUUCUGUUAAGGACUAAGGAACAAGAGUUUGAGGUUGUUUCAUGCAUAAAAUUAAAAUUUUUAACUACUUUAUAUUACCAUUUUGCAGGGGAAUAAUAAUUCCUUUCUCUUGUUCCCAGCCUUUAGUUUUUCAGGGAUCUAGAGAAAAUUAGUGAAAAUAAGCCCAAUUCCCCUUUCUGUCAAAAGAAAUACAUCUUUACAAAACUUAAAGUUUACUGACCACAGGAUAUUUUUAUAGAUAAGCUAUUGCUUUCAGUAAGUAUAUCACAAAAUAAAUGUUUCUGCUAACCUUGUUGCUAUAUAUAAAAUAGGUAGGAUUCUCACUGAGAUAUUCCUCAGUCUGCCCUAGAACACUCUGCAGUGCAUCACCAAUUUA
Molecule: messenger RNA, 3821 nt
Organism: Python bivittatus (Burmese python)
Lineage: Eukaryota; Metazoa; Chordata; Lepidosauria; Squamata; Pythonidae
Gene: RNF149
Product: ring finger protein 149
Source: RefSeq, a predicted model, not a curated record